Molecule: messenger RNA, 2070 nt
Organism: Diaporthe batatas
Lineage: Eukaryota; Fungi; Ascomycota; Sordariomycetes; Diaporthales; Diaporthaceae
Exons: 1
Coding region: 551-1438 (295 amino acids)
Source: RefSeq, a predicted model, not a curated record
CAAAGUUCAAGUGGUCUGGUGCAGACACGUCCAUGUGGAUACUUCCAAGAGAAGCUGCCUCCAGAUUAAGUUUGUGCUGCACAAACUCCACAAUACCAGUCCUCCUGUGGGCCCAAAUCUCAGCAAGCCAUUGAUCAUACUCAUCCGAUUGCUUGUCAUCAAUUCAAUCUGUUCACGUAGAUUUCCUGGUCCCGAACGAUGCUCCAGACUCCCUCCGGACCUGGGAUGGGUCACCUGACACGGAUGACGUAUUGUGAUGGCAGCCAUCCGAGACGCGGCCUGCCUGGCAACUGAACACAUAUCACUCGGCAACUCGAUUCAGCAAACAUCUGUCUACCCAAAUUCACAGUAACUGACACCUUGCUCUCACCCACCUGUCCUUGUUCUCAUGAUAAAGAGAGCUGCAUGGGCUCCACAGACUGCAAGAGGUCUGCCAGUUGCUGACUGCGACACUUUAAACAAGCAAUUCAGGACAACAGCCAGCAAACAAGCACCACCAAACAGACCAGUCACACUGCGACUUACUCGAUCAAAUCUGUCCUAAGUGACAAUGCCACCAAUUCCCAUCUACGCUCACAGCCCCAUCAACGCGGCCAAGGCUGCCGGAGCGUCUCCCCAGACAGCACCACAAGACAAGGGCGGCCAGAAUGCAGUGCCUGACUCGGCCCUUCCGACCACCACAGCAGCCACGAGACCUGGGCCUCCAGCCGCGGGCCACCCGGGAUACCCGGCAGCGCAGCCAGGGGCUGUCCCAGCCAUCCCGGCCCCAACGGGCACAGCUGCUGGGCUCCAGCAGCAGCAGCAGCAGCAGCAACAUUACUCACCCGUCCAGCCCACCCCAACUCAACCACUCCCAGGGGCCCGGGGGCCACCGCAGCCACAGCCCGGGGCGGUUCCAGUGCCGCCCGGAGCAGCAGCAGCAGCAGCAGCGACUGGAGGCCCACACCCACCCAGGGUGACAGCAACACCCACAAUUCCGCCUCCGCCCAGGGCCGGGGAGACUACCGCCGCCCCACAGCAGCAGCAGGCCAUGCCCUACCCACCUCAGAUGGCCAUCCCCCCUCCCGCGGGGUCCUCCACCGCGUCAGCAGCGGCGCCCGCAGCCCAGCGCGGCACGACGACGGCCUUCCCAGCCUUUGCGGCGCCACCAGCCCCGGGGCCCUCGCCGCUCGAGCACCCGCCGGGCUACCAGCAGAACGUGCACGCGGGGGAGAUGGACCGGUUCCAGCGGGCGAGGCAGGACGCCCUGGAGGCGGAGGAGCGGGAGAGGAGCGGCAGCUUCGGGAGCCUGGGCGCGGGGGUGGGAGGGGGCAGAAGCGGCGCCGGCGGCGAUUCGGAGGAGGGUGUCUGGAGCUCCGCGAAGAAGCUCGUGGCGACGGCCGGGGAGAAGCUUGCUGGUGCUGAGGCCGAGGUGUGGAGGAGGGUGAAUAAGGGGUGACGAGGCUGAAUCUCCGUAUGUCAUCAGGGGUGGGGGGGGGGGGGCAGGAGGCGGAGUCGGGCCUUUGCGUGGCUGCGAACUCUCGAUAGGGGUUUCUCCUUAGGGGUGGUCACUCAUGACGUGACGAAAGAGGGUGUUGACCCGCGGAUGUAUCAUGUUCAGCAGUAGCCUGUAGUAGUUGCGAAGCGCACAAUACAGUAUAAGCUUGGGCGGUUGUGUGUGCGCGCGCGCCUCUCAUAGGGAACUACUUCAGCCUCCUCCGUGCUAAUCUCGAUGACUUUACCUGUUGGGCUGGGUGUCCGCGAGUUAAUUGUCAAGACACCUUCCCUUCCGGUCUGGGCACCUCGAUGCCCCCCCGGGCACUAGAUGCCUCGGCAUCCUCGGGUGGUUGCGCCGUUCUUGUAGGAUAUAACCGUUCGAUAUACUUGCUAACUCGGCCAGUCUAGGUGUUUCUGUGCACUAUAGCACAACGAAAAAGACCAAGCCACCCCCCAGGGGAAAGGAGGGGCGCGCCCAGGGCCAGGAGGUGGGAAGCCGGACCGGGGGGAGGGGCACAGAAAACCCGCGCAGACGAGGCCGGCUGUUCCGUCAUCGGUCUAGACAAGCGCAAUUAUUGACAAAGUAAAUAGAGU